This is a messenger RNA of Pseudomassariella vexata, 2570 nucleotides long. RefSeq lists its product as uncharacterized. The coding region runs from base 138 to 2405 and encodes 755 amino acids. The record is from RefSeq and is a predicted model, not a curated record. Lineage: Eukaryota; Fungi; Ascomycota; Sordariomycetes; Amphisphaeriales; Pseudomassariaceae. The transcript has 2 exons.
CGGCCAAGAAGUCGUAGCCGUAGCUGGAUUCGUCUAAGUGUUGGAAAGUUGUAUUUGAAGUUCGUUCAGGUUCGUCACAUUGGAGAAGGAUACGGACGAGCCGCCACAGGAAGGGAUCAAGGGCUAAGACUCACACUAUGCGGCAUCACCAAGAUAUGUCACCCGACGAAGGGUUCGUCCACGGUGGCAACAACUACUGGAACACCCUUGGACCUCGAACGGCGGCUCACCACAGAGACGGUUCUGAAAUCCCAGUUGUGCCUUUGAUUGACCCAUCACCUCGGACCUCGGAAGCCCUUGACAGGAACCCAUCGAGUCUGAUCAGUCCGCUACCUUCUCGUCCAUCAACUCCAAGUCCGUCGAGACAUCAAAACACACCCCAUGAUUCUCCAUCUCACGCUCCACCGCCGCCAUGGAACCCCGUCUCGGCAUCAUCCCUCGUGAGCUCACCGAUAACACGGAAGAAGCUUCACCCCAACGCAACCAUCCAGACCGAAUGCAAAGCCAACUACGCGAACAGUGCAACCCCGAGAUCCAAAUACAGCUUCGGCAUCAAAAAAGACGGCAUACCCCAACACCACACCUGGCGUCUGGAAAUCAGCGCCGUGCUGCUAAGCCUCUGCGCCGUCGCCGUGUCCGUCAUCCUCCUGAUCUCGGCCCACGACCGGCCCUUGGCGAAAUUCGAUUGGUUCAUCUCGUUCAAUACGGUCAUUUCGAUCUUGGGGGCUGUGUCGCGGGCUUCGCUGGGUUUUGCCAUUGGCUCGUGUUUGGGGCAGGGCAAGUGGAAUUGGUUUAAGAUGAGGUCGGAUAGGUUGAUUGCGUUUGAGAAGUUUGAGGAGGCCAGUCGGGGGCCUUGGGGAAGUAUGUGGUUGCUUUUGUGGCUUAAGUUGCGACAUUGGACGGCACUGGGCGCCGUGGUGACCAUCGUGCUGCUCGGCUUUGAGCCGUUUCUGCAAGCCGUCAUCGACUUUGAGGGCCGGAUAGACUCCAUCGAAGGCGUAACGCCGCCCAUUAUCGGAGCCGGCAUUCGCCUGGAUUCGGGAAAAUACUACACCUCUCCCGGCAGCCCAAUCUCGGCUAUCAUCAAUCCGGCGAAUAAUAGGACGUGGAGUGUGUAUCCGCACGCGAGCCAGCCGGACUUGGGCAUGGCGGCGUCGGUAUACAGCGGCUUUUAUAACAGCUCAUCGACCAACGAUCAGACGGUGUCAUUUCUUUGCCCCAGCGGGAAUUGCACUUGGGCCCCCUUUGCAUCACUGGCCGUCUGCGGCAAAUGCUACGACGUAAUGGCCGACGUUAAACGCGAGGAACUAUUUGGCACCGACCUGGGCACCAUCACCGCGACCGCCACGAAUUUCGAGACCAACUACACGCGUUUCUCCCUACCCUACAUUAGUCUCAGCAACAUGGCCCAACAAAAAGAUGACCAAUUUUCGGCCUGGAUGGCGGCUGCCACCAUCACCAACCCAGGCCGGUCCAUCAAAUUCAAGAAUAACCACCUCCUGCUCAGUGUCGUCGGCGUCAUCAAAGCCGACGACACGUACCGCCUCAACAAAACUAUAUGGAGUAAAACUUCCAUCACCGCCACCGAAUGCGCCCUUUACUUCUGCACCAACGCCUACAACUCCAGCGUCCAGCACGGUCGGCUCCAAGAGACCGUCAUCGGGACGUGGACCGAGCGCGUCCCGGGCUCCUUCUCCGCCAUGCCGGGCGGCCCCCUCGGCCCAUCCAACUUCUCCGACUUCGAGAGUUACAACAACGACUCGCUGUACAGUUACUUCGGCAACACGGACCGCUAUGAUCUACAGCUACAGGUGCCCGAGUCCGAGGCUCAAACGCUCGGCCUCGUCCCCGAAAAUGCCACGCUGCGCUUCAACGUCAGCCAGGACACCAUCGGCAGCACCAUCGCCUUCCUCAAUACCAACUUCUUCCAAACCUCCGUCAACCCUCAAGCCGUCUGGCCCCAGCGCGGAAGCCAGGGUUUCUCCCAGACGCCUGCUGCACAGGCGUUCUACGAAAGUACUAAUUUGACGAAGACGUUUGAGAAGGUCGCCCAGAGCAUGACAAAGUGGAUUCGGGACUACAGCAAUGCGACGCAGCGGGGCGUGCAGGAGGAAUGGGUCAUUCACAUCCAGGUCCAGUGGUGGUAUCUGGCGUGUCCGCUGGCCACGGUGAUGGCGGGGUGUCUUUUUAUGUUGUUGUCCAUGCUGGAGACGAGGAGGCUGGGGUUGAAGCCUUGGAAGACGGAUGUCAUUGCUACGUUGGCGCAUGCGUUGGAUGCUGAAACAAGGGCGCAGUUGAGGUUUGCGGAGAGGAGGGGGCAUGGGGUCAGAACGGCGGAGCGGAUGGUGGUUGGGUAUGAGGAUAGUGGGUGUGGGUUGGAGUUGAAGGCUAAGCAGCCUGUUUGAAAUGGGUGGACGGUGGGAAAGAGGGGAGAUACCCUGAGGCAACGGGUAAUGAUUCAUGAAAUGUUUUAACACGCCAACAGCACCACCAAAGCGCUGUUGCAUACGAGAGCUAUAGGAGUUUGGUAGCCUCAGGUGCACGCCUCAUGAGGUAGAAAAAAUAACAAC